AUGCACGCAAUCGAAUCCCUCUUUUGUUGCCUCGCUAGCCGAAGCGUCUCCGCGCCCAUCGAGCCCACCGAGGCGAUCGCCAACGAGAAGACAGUCAUCACUCAACAACCAGUUCCCUACUCGGACGAUGCGGCGGAUCAAUUUGUCGACAUCCUUCAAACACAUAGAGGCUCCCGUGAUGAGCUGCACCGACGACUGAACGAGGUCGUGUCUGCCAAUGGCUGGACCGAGAGCCUCGCUGAAGCGAUCCUCCAAAAGAUGGAGAAGCUCAUCAAGGAGGGCGCAAAGAUGGCACAACCUAUGGCAGACGCGAUCAAGAAGGCGACCGAUACCGCUCUGGAGUUUGCAAAGGAGCACCCCGUAUAUACUGCCCUCAUCGCAGCGGGCACUAUCAUCGCCAUCGGCGUGCUCGUCAUCUGCGACCUGGCCUGGGUAUUGAAUGCCCUCGGUUUCGCGGCGAAGGGGCCCCGUCUCGGUAUCUUUGCGGCCCGUUGGAUGAGCCAGAUUGGCAAUGUAUCCAAGGGCUCCAUCUAUGCCUUCCUCCAGAGACUGGGAAUGCCAAAGUUGCAAUCAUCACGACAUUGCCAACUUUACCCCGCCAUCUUCCCCACGGUCUCCAUCUCCAACAAGCAACGAAUGAUUCAUUUCUCGGCCUUGAUCCGAUUGUUCGAGGUCUUGUUACUCUGUGCCUCUUCAUCCUCCUUCAACUGUCACUUGAUCAACCUCGGCAUCAUGCCUCUCCCCACAUCAUCCAUCUACGAGCCGACGACGGCUGGCUUCACUGGCUAUCCUUCACGGAGGAGUGUCGUUCACAGCACACAAGGCAUCGUAGCAGCGCCUCAACCGCUAGCAGCCAACUGCGGUCUUGAAAUUCUGCGAGCCGGAGGAAAUGCCGCUGUAACCGCUGGCCUCAAUGUCACCGAACCUGUUUCUACUGGCAUCGGCGGUGACAUGUUCCUCCUCUACUAUGAUGCCGCCACCAAGCAGGUCAAGGCGCUGAACGGCUCUGGUCGAUCAGGAGCCAAAUACACUCUCGAGACCAUCCGAAAGGACCUCAAGAUCGCUGACGGUACCAUCGGCCAAAUCCCUACUCACGAUGUACUUGCUGCAACUAUUCCUGGCGCUGCGGCUGGAUGGUACGACACGGUUGAGAGAUUCGGCAGUGGAAAGCUUAGCUUGAGCCAGAUCCUUGAUCCUGCUAUUAGACUAGCAGAAAAUGGCUUUCCCGUGUCCGAGAUUGCUUCGCAUUCGUGGCGCUCUCAAGAGAAGCUGUUGCGGGACUCCUCGCCCAACUAUGCAGAGAUGCUAAAGAAGGACCCCAAAGCCGAGAAUGGCGUGAGAGCACCUGCGCCCGGCGAAGUCUUCAAGAACCCGACUCUCGCAAAGACAUUCAGAACUCUAGCCACCGAGGGCAAGAAGGGCUUCUACAGCGGCCGCAUCGCCGAAGAAAUCGUCAAGGUCGUCCAAGACCUGGGCGGCCACCUGGAACUCGACGACUUGAAGCACCACCUCGAAACAGGCACCCAGAACACAGAGCCCAUCUCAGUCAAAUUCCGCGGCCAAGGUCUUACAAGCAAAGAUCCCAACGGAGGUGUCGAGCUCUGGGAGCACCCUCCAAACGGCCAGGGCAUCGUUGCUCUCAUGGCCCUGGGCAUAAUCGAGCAGCUGGAGAAGCAGGGAAAGAUUCCCAUCUUUAAGCCCGAGGACUUUAAUACGACACCAUACCUCCACGCCAUCAUUGAGGCCCUUCGGCUUGGUUUCACGGAUGCAAGCUGGUAUGUCACAGAUCCCGACGUGACAAAGGUGCCGACAGAGGGCUUGAUCUCUCCCGAGUACCUCGCAGAGCGCGCCAAGAUCUUUAAUCCUUCAAAAGCCCACGAUGGUGUCCAGCCUGGAAACCCAUCAUUCAUCUCGCCUGCCCUACAGAGCUGUGAUACCGUCUACUUUACCGUCACAGACUCUGCCGGCAACGCCGCGUCCUUCAUCAACUCCAACUACGCCGGCUUCGGCACCGCCAUCAUCCCCAAGGGAUGCGGUUUCACCCUGCAGAACCGGGGAGCCAACUUCUCUCUUGACCCCAAGCAUCCUAACAAGCUCGAGCCUCGAAAGCGACCUUACCACACCAUCAUUCCCGGCAUGGCCACCAACCUUAGCGACGGCUCCCUGCACUCUGCCUUUGGAGUUAUGGGUGGCUUCAACCAGCCGCAGGGCCAAUUGCAAGUUCUUCUAGGUCAGGCAGUCGCUCAAUUGAACCCUCAACAGGCUCUUGAUGCUCCCCGCAUCUGCAUCGGAGCCGGUAUGCCAGAUGAGGGCAACGUGUUGGACUGGACAGUCCAUGUUGAGGAGGGAAUACCCGAGGAGACUAUUGAGGGAUUGAAGAAGCUGGGUCACAAUGUGGUUGUUCUUAAGAACUGGAAGAGGGCUAUGUUUGGCCGCGGGCAGAUUAUCCGAUAUACCGUCGACCCUGACGGAACACCCAUCUGGUCUGCCGGGAGUGACCCAAGAGCCGACGGAGGAGCAUAUCCUCAGUAG
Fusarium vanettenii 77-13-4 is the source of this 2532-nucleotide messenger RNA. RefSeq lists its product as uncharacterized. Gene Ontology annotation, cellular component: membrane. Bases 1 to 2532 code for a protein of 843 amino acids. Lineage: Eukaryota; Fungi; Ascomycota; Sordariomycetes; Hypocreales; Nectriaceae. The transcript is spliced from 6 exons. The record is from RefSeq and is a predicted model, not a curated record.